This is a messenger RNA of Staurois parvus, 255 nucleotides long. The record is from the annotation of a GenBank genome assembly. NCBI's taxonomy places the organism in Eukaryota, Metazoa, Chordata, Amphibia, Anura, Ranidae.
GCACUGAUAGGCAGCACUGAUGGGCACUGAUAGGCAGCACUGAUGGGCACUGAUGAGCUCCAGUAAGCCAUGCCCUGCCAGGGGCGGACUGACAACUCAUGGGGCCCCCGGGCAAUAGGGGAUCAUGGGGCCCCUGUGUCCCUGCCCAAACUCAAAAAAGCCUAUGAAAAAGGUACCAGGGGCAUCUCAUGGGGUCCCCUACUGACCCCGGGCCCUCGGGCAGUGCCCGAGUUUCCAAAUGGUCAGUCCGCCCCU